AUGUACACUCUGGCAACAAUUAUAACGUUGGGCAAAAUGAAAGGACACGAUACCGUUAUAAUCAGUUAUACAGAUUAUCGAGCAGAGCAAGAUUUUUCGAGAGCAGAGGAGCCUCUACCCCCUGAGAUCAGCCAAUCAAAUGAAACAAGUUCCCAUUUGGAUCCAAAGGCCAAUAUUGAGUUGCCGAUACUUGAUAGAAUUCCUAUUCUGUUCAAACAGUGGAAAAAUGUAGCUCUGGCAACUCUCAAGAGACGGAGGGAAUAUGUUAAGAGAAACUUUUUGAAGGACUUUUUUCUGGGUAAUACCUUUAAAUAUCCAUUCAUUGGCCUUAUUUUAAUUUCUACGCACAGAGUGUAUUGGGGGCAAUUGUUAAUUUUUGGAGUUUGUUAUUUGAUAAUUUUUUUGACAAUUGGUAUCUUGUACUAUACAAUUAUUAUGCCUACAGUUUUGGCGUGGGCAAUAGUGGCUUUGGGACCUUUAGGUGUCAUAAUAGUUAACAUUCAAUGGCUCUUGCAAACUAAUGCUCUGACGGCAAUGGUUUGUAGAAAUAUUGUUCUCACACCUAUUUAUAAUAAUAUUUUCGAUACGACGCUAUAUUUGCAUGGACAACAUGAGUUCCUAAGGAGUGCAAAGUAUAUUAAAAUAUCUCCAAAACAAGAAUUCAAGGCAAAUUGGACAAUGCCUGAGUUUUGGAUUUUUUCACUACCAACAUGGUGUGUUAGCAUAUUGAGAAGUAUACUUAUCCUGCUUAUAAUAUCUUCGAUAUCGGUUGUUCCAUUGAUUGGUCCAACUAUUGCAAAUCAAUUGAUAAGUGGUAGAAGAGCGUUUUCAUAUAUGGGAAGAUACUUCACAUUGAAAGGUAUUAGCAAAGAUCAAGCAAAAGAUUUCCAAUAUGAACAUAUAGGUCUCUUUCUUUCAUUUGGGAUGGCGGCAGGUUUUCUUGAGAUGCUUCCUUUAGUUUCAAUCUUCACCAUAACUAGCAAUACAGCUGGCGCUGCUAGAUGGGGAGUCGAAUUGAUAAAAAAGCGCUCUUGA
This is a messenger RNA of Zygotorulaspora mrakii, 1035 nucleotides long. RefSeq names its product Rrt8p (gene RRT8). The record is from RefSeq and is a predicted model, not a curated record. Lineage: Eukaryota; Fungi; Ascomycota; Saccharomycetes; Saccharomycetales; Saccharomycetaceae. The transcript is spliced from 2 exons. Bases 1 to 1035 code for a protein of 344 amino acids. Gene Ontology annotation, cellular component: lipid droplet; ascospore wall; prospore membrane.